CCUCUGUUGAGUUCCGCUGAUGUCAGUGAGCCAGGCGAUGUCAUGUUGGUUUCUAUUUACAGGGUUCUCGUUCCCUCUCUCUCUCUCUCCCCGACACUGAUUCGAACGCACCACAUAUUUAUAUCCGCUGACACCGUGGAAUGAUGCGCCGAUGAAACAAACAACACAGGACAACACAUCGUCCCGAUUUCACGCAUAUUCUCUCGUUCUCUCGUCUGUCCUCGUCGCUUCCGAUACAAAAUGAUGCACAUUUCAAACGAUUCGCAUCGCGUCGUAGCUACAACAAUUCAAUAACAUCCCCCGCUCUCCGCCAUUCCCUGUGGAUGCUGCUGGUAGUAUGGUGAUGCGGGCGAUCAAAUAGAGCUCCGUUUGGUGAAAGACUUGCGAGGCUUCGGGUCAAUCGGGGGAGGUGACGGGGUUCAGUUUAAAGGUUCCCAAUGUUGAACAUGUCGACCCCCAGCGAGCUGAAGUCUCCGUGUGUCCCGAGGAACGGCAUGGUCAAGCUCCCCCCUCAGCCCAACGGUCUGGGCAGCGCCAGCAUCACCAAGGGCACGCCCGCCGCCAAGAACCGCCUGUGCCAGUCCUCCUCCGUGCCCGGCAUUCUACCCCCGCCUUCCCUACCCUACCACCUGGACCCCCUCAACCCCCUGGGUCCCUCUCUCCUGGGUCCAGACCUGGACCACAGCCCCCUGACCGCCCUCAAACCCCCGCUGCGCCAGGUCCCCCUCACCUUCCCCAAGCCUCACCUUCCCCUCACCCUGCCUCUGGCCCUUCUGCCGCCCCUGGAGCGCCAGCUGGCCCUGGAUGAGAAGCUGCUCAACAGGCUGCUGUGGUACUUCACCACGGCUGAGAAGUGUGUCCUGGCCCAGGUGUGUAGGACCUGGAGGAAAGUGCUGUACCAGUCUAAGUUCUGGGAGGGGGUCACGCCCAUCCUCCACGCCAAGGAGCUGUACGCCCUGCUCCCCGGCGGAGACAAGGAGUUUGUCAGCCUGCAGGCCUUCGCUCUCAGGGGGUUCCAGGCGUUCUGUCUGGUGGGAGUUUCAGACCUGGACAUCUGUGAGUUCAUUGAUAACUACCCCUUAUCCAAGAAGGGGGUGAAGUCGGUCAGUCUGAAGAGGUCCACCAUCACAGACGCAGGCCUGGAGGUCUGGAUCCAGGAGAGAAGCUGUGGUGGGCAAGUGUCCCAGGGGGUUGAGGGCCGUCAGGGGGCUGUGGUCCAGGUCUGGACCCAGGAGAGAAGCUGCGGUGGGCAAGUGUCCCAGGGGGUUGAGGGCCGUCAGGGGGCUGUGACUCUAGGUCUGGACCCAGGAGAGAAGCUGCGGUGGGCAAGUGUCCCAGGGGGUUGA
Molecule: messenger RNA, 1346 nt
Organism: Oncorhynchus kisutch (coho salmon)
Lineage: Eukaryota; Metazoa; Chordata; Actinopteri; Salmoniformes; Salmonidae
Product: F-box/LRR-repeat protein 16
Exons: 3
Coding region: 438-1346 (302 amino acids)
Molecular function (GO): protein binding
Source: RefSeq, a predicted model, not a curated record